Messenger RNA from Colletotrichum graminicola M1.001, 627 nucleotides. RefSeq lists its product as uncharacterized. Bases 1 to 627 code for a protein of 208 amino acids. The record is from RefSeq and is a predicted model, not a curated record. The transcript has a single exon. NCBI's taxonomy places the organism in Eukaryota, Fungi, Ascomycota, Sordariomycetes, Glomerellales, Glomerellaceae.
AUGCAGUCCAAGAUCCUCCUCGUCGCCGCCGGCGCAGCCACCGGCGCCCUGGCCAUCGGAGACCUCUCCGGCUCCUUCCCCCAGAACCUACGACGCGGCGCCGCCGCCCUCGAGGCCCGCGACGAGGCGUCCUGCAUCGCCGCCGUCUCCGAGCACGCCACCGUCACCGCCGACUUCCCACCCAUCCCCGAUGCCCUCGCCACCGGCGCCGGCGCCAACAUCCCCCAGGUCACCGACCCGUGCCAGUUCCCCUCCGUCACUGGCUCCAUCGGCGAGGUCCUUACCUCCUACUCCUCCGCCCUGCAGUCAUGGGAGGACGCCCACAUCACUGAGAUCCGCGCCCUCUGGGGCGCCUGCAGUGACGUCCCCGAAAUCUCCGCCCUCAUCGCCCAGUUCGGCGCCUCCAUUUGCUCCACCGCUCUCGGUCACAUCACCAGCCAGGCCAGCGGCGUGGCUACCGCAACAGCCACCGCCACCGCCACAGCUACGGCCACCACCGCUGGCGCCGGUGAGACCUCGGCCGUGCCCUCGACUGCGGUCCCUGCUGCUGCCGCGCCCCGAGAGACCGGCAUGCUCGUUGCCGCUGCCGCUGCCGCUGCCGGCUUUUUCGGUGCUGCCAUGCUCUAA